Thalassophryne amazonica is the source of this 1971-nucleotide messenger RNA. RefSeq names its product tropomyosin 1 (alpha) (gene tpm1). The transcript is spliced from 10 exons. Bases 146 to 1126 code for a protein of 326 amino acids. Gene Ontology annotation, cellular component: actin filament. NCBI's taxonomy places the organism in Eukaryota, Metazoa, Chordata, Actinopteri, Batrachoidiformes, Batrachoididae. The record is from RefSeq and is a predicted model, not a curated record. Gene Ontology annotation, molecular function: actin filament binding. Gene Ontology annotation, biological process: cardiac muscle contraction; actin filament organization.
CCUUGAAAGAACAUAUUUGACUGGACGCAGUCAGACAGAGCUUGCACUCCAGCUUCAGUUAGGCACAGGCGCCCGAGCUCCUCUCACUCUCUCCCCUGGUUUUCAUUUGGACGUUUUGUGAAGCCCAAACAGCAAAUAAGCAGCCAUGGAUGCCAUCAAGAAGAAGAUGCAGAUGCUCAAGCUCGACAAGGAGAAUGCCUUGGACAGAGCUGAGCAGGCCGAGUCAGACAAGAAAGCAUCAGAGGACAGAAGCAAACAGUUAGAGGACGAAAUAAGAGAGUUGGAAAAGAAAAUGCGCGUUACUGAAGACGAAAGAGAUAAAGUGUUUGAGGAGUUCCAAACUGCUGAGGAAAAGCUGCUGACCGCGGAGGAGGUCGCCACCAAGCUUGAGGAUGAUUUGGUAGGUCUGCAGAAGAAGCUGAAGGGAACAGAAGAUGAGUUGGACAAGUACUCAGAGGCUCUUAAAGACGCUCAGGAGAAACUUGAGCUUGCUGAGAAGAAAGCCGCUGAUGCUGAAGGAGAUGUCGCUUCUCUUAACAGACGUAUCCAGCUGGUUGAGGAGGAGUUGGAUCGUGCUCAGGAGCGUCUGGCCACAGCCCUGACCAAGCUGGAGGAGGCUGAGAAGGCUGCUGAUGAGAGCGAGAGAGGCAUGAAGGUCAUUGAGAACAGGGCCAUGAAGGAUGAGGAGAAGAUGGAGAUCCAGGAGAUCCAGUUGAAAGAGGCCAAACACAUUGCUGAGGAGGCUGAUCGCAAAUUUGAGGAGGUCGCCCGUAAACUGGUCAUCAUUGAGGGUGACUUGGAGCGCACAGAAGAGCGUGCUGAGCUUUCAGAAAGCAAAUGCGCUGAGCUUGAGGAAGAGUUGAAAACGGUGACCAACAACCUGAAGUCAUUGGAGGCUCAGGCUGAGAAGUACUCACAGAAGGAGGACAAAUACGAGGAGGAGAUCAAGGUCCUCACAGACAAACUGAAGGAGGCUGAGACUCGUGCUGAGUUCGCUGAGAGAUCAGUAGCCAAGCUUGAGAAGACCAUUGAUGACUUGGAAGAAAAACUGUCUCAUGCUAAAGAAGAGAAUCUCGAUAUGCACCAGAUGUUGGACCAGACUCUAAUGGAGCUAAAUAACCUGUGAAUGCACGAUCUGACCCCACUCACACUGUGGUUUUGGCUUAUUGUACUUGCACCUUGCUUACCCAUAAACAUCUCUCUACCUGGACCCUGGCUGUAGUGGACAACAAACAGCCAUUUGCUUAUUUUAUUGCACCUUCCUGCCUUCAGAGGAACCCAAACAUGGAGCUAAGCUUAUCCAGUUUCCAUCUUGUGGUGUGUGGGUUUUGCACAUCCUUGAUGUAAGUCAUUUGUUGACGUUAUCUGCCACUGGCUACAAAUGUUUCAUACAUCUGACUUGGAACUGAUUUGGUACGUUGCUUUCCAACUUGAUUGUACUCAUGCUAAAUGACAAUGUGGAGACCUUUUUGCACUUAAAGGGACAUAAAUUCAUAAAUGUUAAAAUGAUGCCCCCAAAUUCUGCUUUCCAACACUGUGAUAUUGUUUUUUGUUUGUCCCUCUCACGUGCGCGUUAUGCCUUGGUCUUGAAAAGUGCAGUUUGGAGGCACUGUUUUAAUAUUUGACCAGCUGUGGAGGAGCUUUUCUUUUUAGAACCUCCAUUAUGAAUACUUUUUUUUUCUUCUACUGUAAAACCAUGGUUACAAAAAGGUAUGUGUCACCCUCAACAGUUUAAAUAUACAAUGACAUUACCAGUCAUUGUGUAUAUUGGUGCUACUAUAUUGUUAAUCAGUGACGGAAAUCCUGAUGGAUUAAAUUGUGCUGUUUCUUUGAUUUAAAACCUUAAUUGUUUUCAUUUUGUUCAUUUUUUUCCCCUCAGCAACUUGGUUGUCUAUUUUAAUAUAGGUGUUUAAAGUGUUUAUCUAAAAUGUGGAAUUAUGAAUAUAAAUAAAAGCACGUUUUGAAAGAUUU